Molecule: messenger RNA, 4947 nt
Organism: Zea mays
Lineage: Eukaryota; Viridiplantae; Streptophyta; Magnoliopsida; Poales; Poaceae
Product: pentatricopeptide repeat-containing protein At1g22960, mitochondrial
Exons: 2
Coding region: 371-2536 (721 amino acids)
Molecular function (GO): protein binding
Source: RefSeq, a predicted model, not a curated record
GAUGUUUAGCUGGGCUUCUUGCGCAAAUCAACCUGGAUGCAGGUCGCGGCGUCGUGCGUGGCCUUCUCUGGCGCACGUGGCCUCUCUCUUCUCCGAUCCCUCCCUCUCGCACUCGCGGCGCCGUCUUCCUUACAUUACCAGCCGCCGCCUAGGCUUCGUCGCCGGUUCCGCCGACCGCCGCCGCUUCGUGUUCACCUCAGUCAAGCGCCCCCGCCGCCCCCCAGGUCGGGGGGGCACAGCCUUGGGGCGUGCGCCCUCGGCCCCGUACGGUCGCCGAAUCUGGCGGAUGCGCCGCGGAUUCCUCCUCGCCGCUGCCGCCGCGCCGUCAUUCAUGGCGAGGCGUCGCCGGGUGGUGCCAGAGCCAUAACCCAUGCUAUUCAACAUCCCACACUGCAAAUCACAAGCUCCUGUAACCGUCGCCGCCGCCGCCGUCGCAGCUAUCUCCAGCCCCCGCUUCUCCUCCGCGUCCUUGCCCCUGCCGGCGCUAGUUCCGCCGCCGCCUCCGACUCCGCUGCCAGAGGAGAGCCCGUUCGCCGCGCUCCUCGCCUCUGUGCCCCCGCCGCCGGAACCUCUCCGCCAAGUGCUCGCCACGGGCGACGUCCACGCUGCGCUCCGCGGCCUCCCGGGCCUCGCGCGCCAGCUGUUCCGGUGGGCGGAGGCCACCCCGCGCGGCUUCCCCAGCUCCGCCUCCGCGUUCGCGGCCGUCCUCGUCCCGCUCGCCCACGCCAACCACAUCCGGACCGCCUACCCCGUGUCGCUCCGCGCCCUGCGCCUCGGUCUCCUCCUCCCUGUUCUGUCCCUCCUUCUCUCCACUCCCCUCUCUUCCGCUCUGCGCUCCCUAGUGAGCCUCCUCCUACGCUUGUCCACCAACUUCUCGACGGAACGCGAUACUCGCCACGCCACGCCCGCCGCCUGUUCGACGCUGUGCCUUGCCGCCUUCCGCCUGGUGACCUGCCACGGCGUGGCCCCUGAUGUCAGGGACUGCAACCGCGUCCUGCGUGUGCUCCGUGACGCGGCCAGGUGGGACGACGUCCGUGCUGUAUACGGAGAGAUGCUCCAGCUCAGGGUUGAGCCGACCAUUGUCACGUACAACACUUUGCUGGAUUCUUUCCUGAAGGAGGGGAGAAAGGACGAGGCUUCCAUGCUGCUCAAGGAGAUGGAAACCCAAGGAGGUGGUUUCUCGCUGAAUGAUGUCACGUUCAAUGUGGUGAUUAGUUUCUUGGCCAGGGAAGGUCAUCUGGAGAACGCGGUGAAGCUGGUUGACAGUAUGCGGCUGUCCAAGAAGGCCUCAUCCUUCACUUAUAACCCACUUAUCACUGCGUUACUUGAAAGGGGUUUUGUACGAAAGGCUGAGGCUUUGCAGAUGGAGAUGGAGAAUGAGGGCAUUAUGCCUACAGUGGUGACAUACAAUGCCAUCAUUCAUGGGUUGCUUAAAUGUGAGCAGGCAGAGGCCGCACAGGUGAAAUUUGCGGAAAUGAGAGCGAUGGGGUUACUGCCAGACGUGAUCACAUACAAUUCGUUGCUAAAUAGGUAUUGUAAGGCAGGUAAUUUGAAGGAGGCUCUCUGGUUGCUUGGCGAUUUGAGGCGUGCAGGUUUAGCACCGACAGUUUUGACAUAUAACACUCUUAUAGAUGGUUAUUGUAGAUUAGGUGAUUUAGCGGAAGCUAGGAGAUUGAAAGAGGAAAUGGUAGAGCAGGGGUGCUUUCCUGACGUUUGUACAUAUACAAUUCUCAUGAAUGGUUCACGUAAGGUGAGGAACCUUGCUAUGGCAAGAGAGUUUUUUGAUGAGAUGCUAAGCAAAGGUUUGCAGCCAGAUUGCUUUGCCUAUAAUACAAGGAUUUGUGCGGAGCUAACCCUAAGUUCUACUCCUAUGGCUUUCCAGUUGAGGGAGGUGAUGAUGUUGAAAGGAAUAUAUCCUGAUACAGUAACAUACAAUGUUAUUAUCGAUGGACUGUGCAAGACUGGUAACCUGAAAGAUGCCAAACGUUUAAAGACGAAGAUGGUCAGUGAUGGUUUACAGCCUGACUGUAUCACAUACACCUGCUUGAUUCAUGCACACUGUGAAAGAGGACUCCUAAGGGAAGCAAGGAAACUUCUUAAUGGCAUGGUCUCAGAUGGUUUGCAACCCUCAGUUGUGACCUACACCAUAUUAGUUCACACAUGCUGUAGAAGAGGAAACCUUUAUUCAGCAUAUGGUUGGUUCCGGAAGAUGCUGGAUGUGGGAAUUGAACCUAAUGAAAUAACAUAUAAUGUGCUCAUACAUGCACUAUGCAUGACAGGCAGAACUCUGUUGGCUUUUCGUCAUUUUCAUGAGAUGCUGGAAAGGGGAUUAGCGCCAAACAAAUACACAUAUACUUUAUUGAUAGAUGGGAACUGUAGAGAAGGUAACUGGGCAGAUGCAAUAAGAUUGUAUUUUGAGAUGCAUCAAAAUGGUAUUCCUCCAGAUUAUUGCACACAUAAUGCAUUGUUCAAGGGAUUUGAUGAAGGCCACAUGUACCAUGCAAUCGAGUACAUGGAGAAUAUUGUUUUGGGGUGAAUAAAUUGUCCUGCUGGCCUUGCAUCACAGAUAUUUCGUGUAAGAACUUUCUCAUGUAUUGCAGAUUUCUCGUCAUCAGCGUACCAUUAUUUAGCUUUGCUCAUUUCUUCAAACAUACUUUACUCGGAGAUGAUAUGGUGUUUGUGGGCAAGGCAAUACCUUUCGUAAGGGAAAGGAAAAGAGAGUUUGAGACAAUGUUCUCUGAUUUAUGUUGCUGGGUGCUUUCAAAAGGAUAGUUGUGCACACAAAUAUCUCCUCUUGCUGCUCAGGAGAUCAUAGAUGGAGUUUGGGUGGGUGGGUGGGAACUGUGAAAAGAUGAAAAACAAGAGUCUGGAACCAUGAUCUCUUAGUUAAGAAGUUGGGUGCUUUCCAAAAGAAUAGUUGAGCACAAGCAAGCCUUUCUCUUGUGGCUUAAACAGUGUCAGAAUUCUUUGCUUGGCAUUAUACUCAUGGAGAUAAUUUUUUUUUUAAAUGGAAACUGGAUGGAAGGAACACGCUCCGGUUUCUGAAGAUCUUGCAUGAUAUUCUGCUCUUUUGUUAUUUCCUUUUGAUUAUAUGUACUGGAAACCUGACCGCCAUGAAUUCCUGAUACCAACUAUGUCAAAUAGUAAAUGGCUGUGGGGCUUCUGUGACUGAGCUUUCUUCAGUUAUACGUAGGAUUUCUGGUAAGAACAUUCCAAGAAUCUUCUGUAAUAAAUGAUUAUUGUAUCACCAAUUUUGCCAUAGGCAUGUUACAAUAUAUUGACAUGUCAUAUAUGCAGUGCUCAUGGACUGAAGGUUUUCAUGAUAUUAUCAUGUCAUGCUCCUAAAGUACGACAAUUAUUUACCCUUUUGAUUGCCUCUUGGUGUCAUUUGUAUUUUUUAUUCUGUUCACUGUUUUUUUGCCUCUUAGCGGAUUCACUUAUUAUUUAGGUCACUAAUACAGUCUGAAAUGCACACUUGACAUUGAUUUCUGAAUAUCUAUACUAUAAUGCUAGUAAAUUUAUCACGGUGUUGAUGUAAUUUUGAUUAUGAUUCAUUGAUGUUUCCAUCUCACAAAACUGAAUACCUUUAAAUAUAGUACUCCUUCUGGUCUGGUUUAUAAGGCAUAGUCUGACAUGACACAGUCUUCUAAAGUAUACUUUGACCAUUCAUUUAUGUUAUAUUAUAUUGUGUAUGAUUUUAAACUUAUGAUCCUUGGAUAGUAUAUCUGAUUACAAAUCUAAUAGUAUCAAGUUUGUAUUACAAUAAUUAAAAAUGUUUGUCAAAUUAUUGGUCAAAGUUUAUAAAGUUUGAUUGUUGACAUAUACAUAAAAUUCCUUAUAAACUGGAGCGGAGGGAGUAAUUAUUGAAUUUUGAUUUUUUUUACUACAUGCUUUUGGGAUGACAUAAAUUUUGGACCAGAGUUAUGGGACAAGUACUGAUGGCACGCAUGUAGUCUUAACUACUUGAUAUGAUGUAGAAAAAUAACUUAAGCUGACAGUAUAGGUAUCAUAUUUUGAAUUAGACAAGUCUUGAUGCUGCAUGAUUACUACCUCAGGGAAAAAAAAAUAAAACUAAUUAGUUGUUUGCAGCUGAAGUCUCAUCAUUUUGAAAAUAUCUACUGUCAACAGCUGAGGUCUCUUCUCCUACCCAAGAGUGCCUUGAGAUUUCGUUUGGCCCAUCUAUCUACCAGCAUGAACAUAUUUUCACAUUGUGGGACUUAUGAUACUUGAUUCAUGGAAGGGAAGCUUCUUGAUACAGAACUUUCAAUUUGAUGAAACAGACCGGUAGUAUUUAUGGGACAAAUUCCCAACUUCCAGAAGACAAAUAAAUCACGUUCUUGGCAUUACCAUCAUCUUCUGAAGAACCUCCAUAUCAUGCCCACAGAAUAUUUCAGGGUGGCGCAUGGCUCUUGCAGCAGAGGGGAAGGUGUAUUGUUUGCAAUCCAGGGGGCAGAGGGUCCUCUGCUCUGGCACAAUUAAUUUCUUGAAGGCCUGCCUGGACAUUUUAAAUGUGAAAGAAAGCCACCAAUAGUUGAUGGUUGGGACGAUUAGUACAGCAUAUACAGCUUUACUCUGAAAUCUGAGUUGCAUAUUUCAUUAACAUGUAUUUGGUUGUAUCUGUGUGUUUGCCUGUGAGGUAUAUACCGGAGGCGUCUCCAAAUUGAGUAUCCUCCCAUCAAGACCCACGAGACAUGUAACUUCUGCCCAAGAUCCAGCUGGUCAGCAAGCUCUUUGUUAUCCAGUGCUUUGCUCUUGACAUCCCUCCUUGUAUUUGGGUCACUUUUCCCAUACUCAGCUCUAUCAAAAGAAACUAAUGACGUGUUUGGUUCGAUGUAAUGUAACGGUAUGGGACUUCUUAGGGUAUUUGAUAACGUUACAUGUGUUUGUUAUAGGCUCUAUUGGAAUCACAUACAUUGGAAUCGGAUACCGCUGUAUAGAAAACUCAAA